This is a messenger RNA of Anneissia japonica, 6596 nucleotides long. RefSeq names its product serine/threonine-protein phosphatase 2A 55 kDa regulatory subunit B alpha isoform-like. Bases 101 to 1678 code for a protein of 525 amino acids. Gene Ontology annotation, biological process: peptidyl-serine dephosphorylation. Gene Ontology annotation, molecular function: protein phosphatase regulator activity; protein binding. Lineage: Eukaryota; Metazoa; Echinodermata; Crinoidea; Comatulida; Comatulidae. The transcript is spliced from 8 exons. The record is from RefSeq and is a predicted model, not a curated record. Gene Ontology annotation, cellular component: cytosol; protein phosphatase type 2A complex.
AGAUCGACAUCAAACUAUCGGAAUACCGGCGUAACUGAGUACAAAGUCCUAUGUCUCUAUAGGUCAUUACUUUAUUUUCUGUACGCUUUGUAGCGUUUACAUGCUUCCCUGGUUGGACCAGGUGUCUUCUCGACGGGCAUGGACACCGUCUAACUCAACCAGCCCCCCGGCGUUCCGGCGUAGUCCGGAAGGAGUAGCCGCUUGGUGGCUUAAAGAGGAGUUAGCAAUGUUAGGGGGACCAGCCCAGAUAUACUCCAGUGCUAUCCAUACCGUCCAAAACACAAUAACCAAUUGCCGAAACAUGUUGACAAGUUUUCCAACAGGUAAACAUACGACGAAAACAGCAGGUGCAGGUGAAACAAGCUGGUGUUUCUCACAAUUAAAAGGAACUGUUGAAGAUGAUGUGACUGAAGCGGAUAUAAUAUCAACAGUUGAGUUCAAUCAUGAUGGAGAGCUAUUGGCAACGGGUGAUAAAGGAGGAAGGGUUGUCAUCUUCCAGAGAGAAGAUUCACUUGAUCCCCAGCACCCUUCACGAGGGGAAUACAAUGUUUAUAGCACUUUCCAGAGUCACGAGCCAGAGUUUGACUAUCUCAAGAGUUUAGAAAUAGAAGAGAAAAUCAACAAAAUCAAGUGGCUACCUAGACACAAUAAUGCACACUUCCUUCUUUCAACAAACGAUAAGACAAUCAAGUUGUGGAAAGUAUCAGAACGUGACAGAAGAUGGGUAGGAUUCAACUUAAAAGAUGACGACGGUCUCAUUCGUGAAAAUAAUAGCAUUCAUUCAUUAUGUAUUCCUCAUUCCACCCCUAUGGAAUUAAUGGUAGAGGCCAGCCCUAGGAGAAUAUUUGCUAAUGCUCACACAUACCAUAUUAAUUCUAUAUCGGUCAACAGUGAUGUAGAGACGUACAUAUCAGCUGAUGACCUCCGUAUUAACCUUUGGCACCUAGGUAUUACAGACCAGAGCUUCAAUAUUGUUGAUAUUAAACCAGCAAACAUGGAGGAACUUACAGAGGUGAUAACAGCUGCUGAGUUUCAUCCAAAGCAAUGCAACCUUUUUGUUUAUAGCAGCAGCAAAGGAACCAUUAGACUCUGUGAUAUGCGUGCCGCUGCUCUCUGUGACCAACAUGCUCGAAUAUUUGAGGAACCAGAGGAUCCCAGUAACAGAUCUUUCUUCUCUGAAAUUAUAUCGUCAAUUUCUGAUGUGAAGUUCAGCCACAGUGGUCGUUACCUUAUAUCGAGGGAUUACCUGUCUGUGAAGGUGUGGGACCUGCACAUGGAUAGUACACCUGUAGAAACCUUUCAAGUCCACGAGUACCUACGUAGCAAACUAUGCUCUUUGUAUGAAAAUGAUUGUAUCUUUGAUAAAUUUGAGUGUGUUUGGAAUGGAAAUGACAGUGCAAUUAUGACUGGCUCCUAUAACAACUUCUUCCGCAUGUUUGACCGCACGUCCAAGCGGGAUCUGACGCUGGAAGCUUCUAAGGAAAACAUGAAACCCCUCCAGGUGCUAAAACCCCGCAAAGUUUGUACAGGAACGAAGAGAAAGAAGGAUGAGAUGAGCGUCGAUAGCCUAGAUUUCAACCGCAAGAUUCUGCACACGGCCUGGCACCCCAAAGAAAACAUCAUCGCUGUGGCAGCCACUAACAACUUGUAUAUAUUCCAGGAGAAGCCACCCAGUUAGGCUAGGUAGAGAAUGUAGUUAUAGGUAGGUUUGUAAAGAAUUUUGAUAUUGAAAGAAGUGUGGAGACUUGGCUCAGGUGGUUAACCUGAGUAAUGAAUAAUGACCGUCGAAGGCGGCAGCAGCAGCUUAAUGGUGGUAAAUGUCCGUAUAUAUUCUCAGGUCGUAAGCACUAGAGAUAUAAGAAAUUUAGCAGAAGUGUUACCGCUGGUAAAGAUAGCUCGCCCCAUGUUUCCCCAUAGCAGAAUGACCAAUUUAGUUGACAGCAUUGAAGAAUGGACACUGUGUGUACCCUGAAUGUUGAUAAGGAAGAGAUCCUUUUGGAAUAAUAAUGAAGAUAUUUCAUGUGUAAAUUAAAUAAGACAUUGUCUUUGUGCAUUGUACCGUUCAAUGCACAUGAAAUGAAUUGACCCAAUCCUGAUUUUGUGUAGUUUUGACAUGAGAGAGUAUGAAACAAUUGACUGCAUACUUAUGUGUUAUAAGAAUUAACAGGUGAUCAGCAUUUUGAAAUAAAAUUUAAAAUUAUAGUACAAAAAAGUUGUUGCUGAUUAACUGUUAAUUCUUGAAACUAACUGAAGUUGAUCAUAGAUCGUAGAUCACCAGUUCAAAAACCAUUAUAAACGAAGAGAUUUUCUUCUUUUAUAGUAAUAAUAAAGAUAUUUCAUGUGUAAAAUAAAUAAGACAUUGUCUUGCAUUGUACUGUUCAAUGCACAUGAAAUGAAUUGACCCAGUCCUGAUUUGUGUAGUUUUGACAUGAGAAAGUAUGAAACAAGGAUGCAAGCCAUUGUUAUUCAAUAUUUUUGUGAUGUCGUCAAUUUACCUCCUGCAUUAUUUUCCUAUCUUAAGCCGUGCACUAAUUUUCCAUUAGAAAACCAAAAACCACAAGAACGAUAGUGGAUACAGAAAAAAGGUCAAAUAUUUGAAACAGAGGCCAUCCUAGAUUUCUGGUAGAAACCAGAAUUUCAAGCUACGUUGUUGAUAUGUUGUGCAUAUUUUUCUAAGACACAGAAGGAGUGUUGGAUGAAAUACCUGGGAUUGGUUAAUAAGAUGUAGAUUUUAAAAAUAUCUUUAGAACGGGGGUGGGGGAGGUAGAGGGUGCUUAGACCCCUUUUAGUUACCUCGGGAGAUGUACUGUUUCGAAAUCCCCAGAGAAAAAUUUGUUGGUUGGACAAUGCUGUGUUGGAAUAAACAAACAAUAAUGAAAGAUAUGUUAAGCCGGGCACAGACUGCGUCAGAAUGCAAAUACAACUCCACUCCCUGUGAACACCAGACAACGUGACGCUGUCUGCUCAUUAUCGGUGGCAGUCUGAAUGGAUGGUCAUUGUAAACAAUGUUGCGUGCAUGGUGUUGCGUUCUUAAAAUCGUGUCAGCCGACAGCCGUUGGACGCAGCAAGUGCAACAGGGUAGAAGACAAUGUACAUCAAUCAUUUGUCUUUCACUAUAGAAUGAUUUUUAUGAUUAUAUUGCGCUAUAUUUAAUAUUUCAUUUCGAAGCAAUGUCUGUAUUGCAAAAACUCGUCAAAACACAAUCUGUUUAUAAUACAAGUGCAACCUUUGGGACCUUAAAAUUUGGGUGAUCUUGGGGUUCCAUCUCCAAGACAUUAUGCUAGUACUUUGAAAACCUAUUCUUGGAAUUGAAGGAGUCACGAAUUGAUAGUUGAACUGUAUUUUUGUGUUCUUACUACAAUAAUGCACAUACGUGCAGACAAUAAUAAUGUUAUGAUCAUAUCAGUGUUAUAAGCUGUGGUCUGCCCACUACAACAGCAAUUUGCUUACAUUUUUGGAAAAACUGACUUGUAAAGCUAUUUGUAUAGUCAUAUCUUCAUACAUAGAGAAGAUUAUUACUGUACACAUUAAUCUAAAUUUGGUCUAAUAAUUCCCAUCUAAUGUAUGGUAUACAAAUAUACUAAUUGCGUAAAUAUAAAAUAUUGAAUAAGUGGCUUGUAUCACUUUCAACACAUUUUGUUUCACAUGCUCUCGAAUACAUAUCGGUGCACCCCAUGGUAUGUAUUCUUUUGAAAUAUGAAAUUGGGGUGGAUUAAAGUCUAGAUUAUGGCUUCUCUCCUUAGCAACUAUGAACACUUGAAUUAUUAUAUUUUCAAUUACGGUAAUUGAAACGCUGGAGUGCGAUUUAAUUGUGUUAUUAAAAUAACUCUGAACAAACCGCAUUCUGUUAUCUGUAAACCUCGACCAAAAUUUGUUGUGACAUCAUAAAAAUAUUCAAAGCUAAAUGAAUUGACCAGUCUGACACUGUCAGAAAUACCAAUGAAUUCUUAUAGAAUAUAAAAUAAUUAGAUAUUAUAUAAAAAAGUAAAUAAAUAAACUGUAUAUGUUCAUGUGUAAGUCUUCAGUGUUUUACAAAUACCCUGUUUUUUAUUAUUUUUUUUCGAAUAUUUUGUCAGAUUAAGAUGAAUUAAAAACUUUGUUCAGUUAAAAAAAAGUGAUUGUUUUCAAAUGUAAAUUAAAUGUAUUUGGCUUAGCAUUUCCUUAGAAAGAAAAUUAUACCCUAGUGACUGCAUACUUGUGUGUUAUAAGAAUCAACAGGUGAUCAGCAUUUUGAUAUAAAAUUUAAAAUUAUAGUACAAAAAAGUUGUUGCUGAUUAACUGUUAAUUCUUGAAACUAACUGAAGAUUGUGUAGAUCGCCAUUUCAAAAACCAUUAUAAAAUCAAAACUCAAUCCUUAAAAAAGACAACCAUAAAAAGCAGCAUUAAAAGUUUGUAACUAGGAAUUUCUUAGUAGAAAGUUGAAGAGUACUAUAAAUGUGUUUUUAUACCACAAACAAAAACAAAUUACAUAAUCAAAAAUAUUUUACAAUAAAUUUACAAUAUUUGUUCUCACCAUUUUGCUCAAUCUGUAUAGUUUCAUUUUGUUUUAAUCUGUUGAUGUAUUUAUUUGUAGAUACAUUUUGAAAAAUGUUCGUUUUUCACAUAAUUUUCAUCUGUAAAAAGCAAAUGGUAGCACUGUCUGCUACUGGUUCUUUGAGUUGAGUUUGUCACCAUGGAGAUGUGUGUUGGCAGUAGCCAGCUUGGAAACCACCGACAAUUAUAUGGAAAUGGAACAAACGAUGUCCAUAUUCUGCAGCACUCAACAAAAACAUUAACAUUGAAUAGUGCCCUCUAGGUAUAUGUAAUUUCUGCUGUUGUAUAAUAUUGUUUUGUAUAGUUUAUUAGCAAAUAUUAAAAUGUUUUAUUUGCAAUGAAGGCCCAUUGAGAUUAGGUGUUUCAGAGAACAAAUUGUUUCAAGAAAUUACGAUAGGAUGCUAAGAUUGAUUAAUCCAUCAAUUGAUUGAUCAAUCAAAUAAAGAACUGAUUCUUUAGAAAAUGAUGAAUAUGUUACCUCUAAGCUAGUUUGUAUCAUGUUUUAAAGAAAACUUUGGUAUACUUUUUGUUUUAAUAAUCUUAUGUUCAUGUACAGACAGUUUGGUGUCAAAAUCAUUCCAUAUUUUCGGUGGACAAGAUGACCAGCUCUAUACUGUCCUGUGUUUGGCCUUUCAACAACAGUACACAUGUUAAACACUUUUUCUUAUUUUGGUAUACUGUACAUGAAUGUUAUUACAAAAAGAUAUAUCAAAAAUAGGUAGCAGUAUUUUUACGAAACUUCGGACAUGAAAUAUGGCAGUAGAUUGUUGGUAUAGUUGACUCCGAAACAUGUUACACAAUAUUUUUUUGGAACUAUUUUAGAAUGGUGCUUAUAAUGAAUAUGGUUAAUUAUUAUGCAUUAAUUGUUCAGCCUUCAGCUUGGGUUAGUUAGGUCAUUAAUUGCAUAGGGCAAAAGAUGAUGUCACAGCUUGUUUAUAAGGCCUAAACCUUAACAUUAAGCAAUAAUCAAUUUUCAAUGUUAUCAUUUUGCUUUUGAAUUUUUUUAACUUAAGAUUGCUUUGGAUGGAAUUUUGGCAGCUAUCAAGUUUAUAUAUUCUAAAAUAAUGUUUAAUGAUAUAAAUGUGUAUUUUGUAAGAGUGGGGAUGGGAAUUCCUGGUAAUGAGCAUGUUAUCGCAAAGCAAUAGCCAGUCUAUCCUACAGUGUACCUUAAAUAAGCGACGCAAGCUUAGCUCGAUGUGUUGUCGAUCACCUGUGAUUCUUAGGUUUUUGGGUGACUAUUGAAGAUUUACACAAUCUGAGACUUAACGAUACUGUUUUAAGAAAUUGUAAACAGUAUUAUAAGGUUUAUCAAUCAUCGUUUGAAUAAAUAAAAAUUGUUUUGCUAUGUGGCUCUUAAUUUUUGUGAGCCCCACUCACAUGUCGUGAUUUUGGUUUUUUCAUUCUUAAUCGAAAGAGGUCCAAAGACUACGUUCCAAGAUGUGAAAUAUUUGAUAAUCUAAAUCCCAUCAUCAUUAUGAGACACAAAGAUUGGAAUUAUUUAGUCUGUGAGAAAAAAAUGUUUGUAUUAUUGUUUGUUAAUGCAUAUACUGUACAUUAUAAAUGCUGGUACUGUAUAAACUUUCAUUUUCUCUAAAUCUUUACCCAGAUACACUCAAAGCUUAUGUGCAAGACAAUCCAUAUUUGUAAGAUUUUGAAUAGUAAUUAUGUUAAUUAUGUUUCUGACAUAUUAUUUUUGUAUUGUUAUCUGAAAUUGUUUUAAACAAAUGUAUUUGCUACCUAGUUUAUGAAAUUCAGUUUUGAUAUGUUAAACUUUAAUGGAAUUUCAUAUCAAUUUGAUUCAACAGUUUUGUUGUAAAAAUGUUUUCGUUUUUAUGUACUGUGUCCUGAUUGGUUGAACUUGCAGGUGUGGUAGCGGUAAUGCAACAAAAAAAAUAUGAUGGCUCUUAAAUGGCUUAGCCGUGUGUGACAUGUACAAGACAUCGUAGAGCUUCCUCUUGUAAUGCAUCCCUCAGUGUUGUGAUCAGGUAGUCUGAUUAUGUGACGUUGAAAACAUUUCAGUUUAUAUCUCGAGGAGCAAAUUAAAUGAACGAAGAUUACUGUAA